GGAGUUAAACGCGGCGGCACUUCCGCACACUGUAAUCUAAUCCGUUUGACAUCUAAAAUGGGCCUUCAGAGCGCCGAGAACAUCCCGCAUCUCACGUUUAGCAGGAGAACCGGAUAAAGACACACGGAUAAAGAUCGGAAGUGUUUAAACCCAGUGGAUCAGUUAACUUUUAAUCGUUGAGUGAGCAGUUUUACACGGUUUUUGCUUUUGUUUAGUUUUUUGUGUGUUUUUUUUUUUUUACACCCGCAUUGUGUUUGUGUUUAAUAAUUUCCCUAGCAGCUGGAUUGUCCUCAAAGAAACGUCAUUUUGUUGUUGUUUUCUUUUUUGUUUUUUGCUGUAAGCUUUGUGUGAUCCUGCUGGUUUGGUCGAGCAAAGCUAGCUUAGCUUAGCUGAAGUUAGUUGUUAGCCGAAGGCUAGUCGUGCUAACAGAUUGUGCACGCGCCUGAUUUCAUUUCUAGAACAUUCCAAAGAAAUCUGAGGUAAUUUUUUUUUAUUUUUUUAAACAACCCCAUAAUAAUCACGAGGAUUCCGGUUCAGUUUCACUUGGAGAAGAAAGAAACACCAAGAAACUGACAUGAUGUUUCCACAAGCCAGGCACUCGGCCGCAUCUCAAUCAGCACAACCGCUAAAGUUCACCACCUCGGACUCAUGCGACCGCAUUAAAGACGAGUUCCAGUUUCUCCAAGCACAAUAUCACAGUCUAAAGCUGGAGUGUGAUAAACUGGCCACGGAGAAAUCAGAGAUGCAGCGUCACUACAUCAUGUACUACGAGAUGUCGUACGGGCUCAACAUUGAGAUGCACAAACAGGCUGAGAUUGUAAAGAGACUGAAUGCCAUAUGUGCUCAGGUGCUGCCUUACCUGUCCCAAGAGCAUCAACAGCAGGUCCUGGGAGCGAUUGAGAGAGCUAAGCAGGUCACUCCACCAGAGAUGAACUCAAUAAUUCGGCAGCAGCUCCAGGCCCACCAGCUCUCUCAGCUGCAGGGUUUGGCUCUGCCUAUGACCCCUUUGCCCCUGGGCUUGAACCCCCCGACCCUGCCUUCCUCAUCCUCCUCAUCUUCCACCGCUACGGGUCUCUUCUCUCUCUCCAGCAUCCUGGCAUCACACGCUCACCUCGCCAAGGAAGAGAAGAACGCCCGUGAUGCCGCAAACAGCGCCGACUCGCACCGCGACGACGACGGAGACAAAUCCGACUAAGCCCACUUUAAUGCUUCUUACAGCGAGGCAACGAGAGCACAGAGAGACAAUGAUGAGAACACUGCAUUGUUUUGUUUUUCCUCUUGCAUCCUUCUUCUAAAGCCUCUUGCUUUUCUGAAUGCAUGCCUUCCUUUAAUUCCUUUUUAGUCAGUGCGUUAAAACCUACCUUUUUGCUGGCCCUGAAUUCCUUUACUGUGUUUGGUUUUGUCGAGCUCUUAUUAUUCCUCUGUGGGAUCCACGGCUUCCUGCAAGUCUGUUAGACUUUCAGAUAUCAUCCUGUAGAGCUCCUUCUCUUACGAGCUCAUCCUCAGUCUAAACCCAGAAGCUUCUGGAUUAAGCCCGAGGACACGAUCCUCUUUCCAGACGCUCAGACAAUCCGUUGUUUCUUUAUUCCCGCGAUGUACAUGUUGCAGAAUCGGAUAUAGUUUGGAAGAUCUUGUAAAAGCACAAUUACCCAAAUGAGAAAUGUCUUUGUAGAGGACCUGUAGAACCCAAUUUGGUUUUUUUUGCUCGCUCGAUCUCGUCUUUGUUUAUUAUCUGCAUUAAAAUUUUGCAUUUCAAAGAUCGUUAAAGGUGCGCUUUGUGAUCGGUAUAAGUGGUUCCACAUCUAUCAUAUCGUUAUCAUAUCGUUUUUAAAGAUCCCUUAGGGGAAAAAUGCUUCAUUUCUUAUCAAUCGUUUCUUUAUUUCAGCUUCUUGUUUAUAUUUUUCCACUCCAACCCAAAAGACUUAAGGUACAAUGUCUUGCAUAAAUAUUCACUACUUUUGAACUGGACAGCAUGGUGGUGGUAGCAUCAUGUUGGGGGGGGGUGGGGUGGUAGAGCGAGAGAGACACUUAUUCAGAGAAGAAACCAUGCAUGAUCUGAGCUAACACCACCACCAUGCUUCACUGUGUAGAGAUUCUUGAUCUAAACUCCUGUGUCCAUUUCACUUCCAGUUUUUUUGGGGGGUUUUUUUCAAACACUUUAGAAGUUCAGUUUGUUUAGCUGCUUUGUGUGUCUUAGGACUUUAGAUUUUUUGGGAUUACUUUCCCAGUAAUUAUAUAUUUUUUUGUCUUAACCGCAAGAGACGAAAAGACAGAGAGAGACUGACUAGGGAACAACAGUUUAUAGCUGAUGUCAUGUAAGUGGUUUACAUUUUCAGCAUUAAGCAUAAUUAUAAAUGGAUAAACAGCACAGUGCGUCAUUCCGAUGCCAAAGCCAUGUGGUCAGAGAGGAAUAAAACGCUUCAGACAUGACCACAUCGUUAGUUUCCUAUAACCGCAUGCUGCAUUGUGGCUUUUUUUUAUUUUUAUUCUCUCUUUAUUUUUACGUUUCAUAUCAACGCUCACGUUUUAUUAUCUUCCCUCAUAGUCAAAAGCAGACUAAUGGAGUGUGUGAGCUAGAACAUAUGUUCCUCUUCUGCUAGCAAAUGGAGGUGUAUUGUUUUGCAUCUUCUCUCCUCUUUUCCCACCCCCCUCCCUCCGUCUCUCUCUCUCUCUCUCUCUCUCUCUCUCUCUCUCUCUCUCUCUCAGAGCUAGGUGUGUGUUGUGGAUGGGGAAUUUGUGCCAUAUACACAGAAAGACGAAGUAUAUUUGUGUUCAUAGUAUGACCCCCCCUCCUCCCCCCAAAAAAAAAGAAAAGAAAGAAAAAGUGCAGUUUUGCUUUGACGCGACCAGAACGCACUUUCAGUCUGAGAAAUUGUUUGAAGUGAGCACUUAGUUUGAAAUCCGUUUCCUGAACGAAUCGAUUUUUACCCAACUACGACUGCUCCAAAUAAUGGUCUUUAUAGAUCCUGUUUGGUGAUGCACAUUUUUGUCCUCCCUUUACAAAAGGAAAUUAACACUGAAACCGACACGUCUGCCAUCAGCGUUCGGCUGUAAUCUGCAACUCGAGAGCCGUUUUGCACAAGACUACAGAGAAAUCUUUUACAACUGUCAGGCUUAAGAAUGCAAAUAUGGCUUAUUUCUUUAAGUACAAAUGAACAGGUGAUGGUUUAGUGCGUCAUAUUAAAGUGGACGUACGGUGAAAAUGAUUAACACAGAAAGGAUGGAAUCACAACCGUAAAUGGAAGCAAUGUGGUUUAGUGCAGAAUCAGUUUAAAGAAGCCAGAUUAUGACACUGAUUGGAGUUUCACCAUCACAUAAAAAUUGCUGAAUGAAGAAAAAACUCGUGUGUGAAGAGCAGGAUCAUAUUAAAGAAUAACAAUUUCUGCACCCCCCCCCCCCCAAAAAAAAACCCUUACAUAAAUAAAUUAAAAUAAAAAUAAUAAAUGUUUUCUUCGAACAGAAUUUAUUUCCGUCAUGUCACCACAGGGGGGCAGACUUUCCUUAAGAACAUGUAGUGCCUGUUGUGGAAAUACAGUGUAUUGGUCAUGUUUGGCUUUUACUACCUAUUGUACGUUUUAAAUAUGUUAUAAUCCAGGGCUCGUCGACUCCUAGGCUGGAGACGGAACAGUUGGUGGAUUUCUGGGUUUCUGCAUCGAUGUUUGUUUAAUGGGGUUGUUGGAGCAGGGAAAUGGUCAAACUGCUAAUCUCUGGUCUAACAGGACUGCAAAGAGAAGAAAAGAGCAGAGUUCAUUAUGAACAUGCUGUAUGUGCUGUGUAGAAACAUGUCUGGGAAGGAAAGUGUGUGUGUGUGUGUGUCUGGGAAGGAAAGUGUGUGUGUGUGUGUGUGUGUGUGUGUGUGUGUGUGUGUGUGUGUGUGUGUGUGUGUGUGUGUGUGUGUGUGUGUGUUAGAAUAGGGAUAGAAAAGCAUAGUUUGUACUUUGUCUCAGAUAUCAUCAUACAACCCUGUCAAUCAAUACCUGUGCUGAAAAGAACACUAGCAUGCUGGUGUUUGAUGAUAAAAAUUUAAAAGAUUUACUAAACAUUUUGUCAUGUAGUCAUUCAGCUCGGAUGAAAGAAGGAAACUAUCUACACAAACAUUAAAAUUGCCUUAGAGAAAAAUGGUUUCAUUAAACCUACAUUUCUGCUCAUUUCUAUACGGUAUAAAGGAUUUAAAUGCUGGUCCUUUUUUCUGCUUCUUCUUCAUCUUCAUCUUCAUCUUUCUCCUCAAGUUUGCAUUGCCGUAGUUCUGUUGUGAGUGCACUUGAUCUCAAUGGCGAAUUGAUCUCUUCAUGGUGGGGGGGGGGGUAUUGGAGGGGGGUUAAACAGGGACGUAAGACAAGUACAGAAAAUCUUACUGGAAAGAUUCAAACCAAUCGAAUAGUGUGUGUGUGUGUGUUUGUUGUGAAGGGACAAUUUCUAAUAUGUAUAAAUAUAUCAAUAUACAUAUACUUUUGUAAACAUUUUGUAUGUAUAAAGCUACAUUUAUCGUGUGUGUGUUUGUGAAGGAAAUGUAGUGUAUGCGGGUUUGAUGAGCGACUGACCGAGAGCCUGUCCAGUAUAUCGAUUUGAGACCUACAUUGAAAUACGUAGCUGUAUUUCAGGAAAGAUAAAAAUAAUACAUUGGCUGUAGAUGUUACGCUAGGUAGCAAUCAGCACAUCUUAUCAUGGACCUGAAGUAUUUGUUCUCCUUUUUAAAAAAAAAAAAAAAAAAAAAAUCACUUUUCACGGGUGAUAUAAAGCUAACAAAGCUCCGUAGUCAGCCGAGGUCCAGAUGAUGGUUGGGUUUGAGUUGUAAAUACAACAUCCGUUUUCUCAUCAGCUGUAAAUUUAACCUUCGUUUUGAAUCCGAAAUUAAACUUUCGCUCUGAUUCGCUCUUUUUUUUUUUUCUUUUUCGUUUUUUUUUCUUUCUUUUUUUUCUUUAGUAGUAAGUUUACUUUCACUUCUCAUUUUGUGAUGCGUGUUAAACUCUUGAGUGUGUUCUUGCUGGAAAGUGUGUCAGUUGUGUUAUGAAGAUCAAUGUUACUGUUUUUGUUUUAUUUGUUGGUUUAAGGAGAAAAAAAAUGUGAGGGGAAACUAAAAGAUAAAUUUGUUUAAUUAUUCAAGACUGGGAUUCUGCAGUAAGGAAAUAUUUAUGGUGCCUUACAAAUAAAAGCUUCAGUGUACCUCUAA
Molecule: messenger RNA, 5170 nt
Organism: Tachysurus fulvidraco (yellow catfish)
Lineage: Eukaryota; Metazoa; Chordata; Actinopteri; Siluriformes; Bagridae
Gene: chico
Product: chico
Exons: 7
Coding region: 575-1195 (206 amino acids)
Biological process (GO): negative regulation of canonical Wnt signaling pathway; regulation of DNA-templated transcription
Cellular component (GO): nucleus; transcription regulator complex
Molecular function (GO): transcription corepressor activity; protein binding
Source: RefSeq, a predicted model, not a curated record